GGUUCAGAGAGAGAAUGAAUGUCGUUUAUUAUAAAUUUAAAAGCGCAAAAUGUUAUGAGAGUUUGGCUAUGCAUGAUUCUUUCAUAUCGGUCUGGAAUUUGAAAGAAAAAAUAGUUAAAGCAAAGCAUUUGGAGAGAGGUACUGAUUAUGACCUCUUGCUUACGAAUGCCCAGACCAAUGAAGAUUAUACUGAUGAAGAAAUGCUGGUACCAAGAAAUACGUCUGUAUUAGUUUGCCGGGUUCCCGGACCGCCUCGCAUGCACAUUGUUAUAAAACGAGAAGAAGAGAGUAAGGUAGAAGAAGUUUCAAAUUCUAAGAGCACUGUGUCUGUUGCGGAUUCAUCUGACAUGAUAUCUCUAAACCCUGAAGAAUCAGAAGGGUAUGAUUUUGGGAAUGAUCUUUUUGCUAUUCCAGAAGUGUUGCCAGUGCAAUUGAGCAAUCUGGUGCAAAAUGAUCAAAGUAAGGCUAAGGAAGAUAGGAAGGUGGAAAUUAAUCUAAGUAAGGCUGAGGAAGAUAGGAGGAUCAAGGCAUUAGUCAAUACACCUGCUUUGGACAUGCAAUGGAAAACAAAGGGAACUUUUGGUUUUGGAGGCAGCUUUGGAAGGGCUAUGGGUGAUAGAAUGGUGAAGGGCCAUGGUUUUGGUCGGGGUGGAUUGUUGGAGCGCAAGACACCUCCACAAGGGUAUAUCUGUCAUAGAUGCAAAGUGCCCGGGCAUUUUAUUCAGUAUUGCCCAACAAAUGGCGAUCCUAGCUACAACAUUAAAAGGUUGAAACAUCCAACUGGAAUUCCAAGGUCGAUGCUAGUGGAAACUCCAGAUGGCUCCUAUGCAUUACCAAGUGGAGCUGUUGCCGUUGUAAAGCCAAAUGAAGAUGCUUUUUUGAAGGAGAUUGAGGGGUUGCCUUCAACUCGAUCUGUCAGUGAUAUUCCUCCAGAAUUGCAUUGCCCACUGUGUAAACAAGUAAUGAAAGAUGCUGCCAUGACUGGCAAGUGCUGUUUCAGGAGUUUCUGCGACAAAUGUAUCAGGGACCACAUAAUCUCAAAGUCAAUGUGUGCAUGUGGGGCCGCAUAUAUCCUUGCAGAUAGCCUGAUACCUAAUAAGACACUCAGGGAGACCAUCAACAGUGUCUUAGAGUCGACAACCAGUAGUACUCUAGAAAAUGCUGGAAGCUUAUCAAAUGUUCAAGAGAGCAAUUCGUGCAUUCUUUCUGCUCCUGUGAAGGAAGAACACAUGCCACCUUCUCGUAAAAAUAACACUUCAAAUAGAAAGAGACCUUUGGAUGAAGAGAAGCUUACCAUUGGUAGUCUCCAUCAAUCCUUGGAGAGAAGUAAGACGACAGCAAAUACCACAAAAUCUGAAGUGACAGUGGAGCCUAUAAGUGGGAAAGAACCAGCAUGGUGGGGGGUUGUUCCUCCUCUAGCCGAAGAGAAAGUCCAGCAGAACCUGCCCAUUGGAGGUCCAGGAAUGAAGAAAAGGAAGCAAGCAUGCAAAGCUGGUAAUGUUGACAAAGUGAUCUCAACUGCUCUGUUCCAUUGUUACACACAAGGAUUAGAAUGAUGAAUCUUACUGACUGUUGAAGAAAGAGAAGGCACACAUUUGAAGUUUCCAAGAAGUCAAUGUGAAUUUUGUUUUUUGGAAGAAAUGUAAAUAGGGAAAAUUUAUUUUUCUUAUUUAUUUUGGUGGUUGCCAAACAAUUGUAUAAUAACUUAUUUUUUGGUUAUAUAAAGAAAAAAUUCAUUUGUGCAUGAGACUUGCUGGUUAUUGUCUUUACUUGAAUCUUGAUAGGCAUUAUCCAUGGCACAUGCAUUUUUUGACAUGUAUCCAUUGGAUAGAGAAGCUUUGAGUUCGUUGGUGAAAAUGCCAUACAUUUCUUAUUUGCUUGUAUGGAUUUUGUCCAAUCAAUGUUGAUGGGGGGUUUG
Magnolia sinica is the source of this 1918-nucleotide messenger RNA. Its product is annotated as E3 ubiquitin ligase PQT3-like. Bases 15 to 1556 code for a protein of 513 amino acids. Gene Ontology annotation, biological process: mRNA processing; protein ubiquitination; ubiquitin-dependent protein catabolic process. Gene Ontology annotation, molecular function: zinc ion binding; ubiquitin protein ligase activity. NCBI's taxonomy places the organism in Eukaryota, Viridiplantae, Streptophyta, Magnoliopsida, Magnoliales, Magnoliaceae. The transcript is spliced from 11 exons. The record is from RefSeq and is a predicted model, not a curated record. Gene Ontology annotation, cellular component: nucleus.